Molecule: messenger RNA, 771 nt
Organism: Myripristis murdjan (pinecone soldierfish)
Lineage: Eukaryota; Metazoa; Chordata; Actinopteri; Holocentriformes; Holocentridae
Product: high choriolytic enzyme 1-like
Exons: 7
Coding region: 1-771 (256 amino acids)
Biological process (GO): proteolysis
Molecular function (GO): metalloendopeptidase activity; zinc ion binding
Source: RefSeq, a predicted model, not a curated record
AUGGCUGUUUUCAAGUGGACUCUGGGUCUUUUGUCCCUGAUUGUAGUUUCCACCUGGGCAAAAGAGGAGUCUGUGUCUGAAAGGAUUGGGAAAGCUAACAGCAACAUUGCUAGUUCUCCUGCUGGGCUCUAUGUGGAGGAUGAUAUAGCUUAUGACUCUGAGGCUGAGAGGAACGCUGACCCCUGCACCGCCCGUGACUGCAAGUGGGAACAAGCCAGUGACGGCCUGGUCUACGUGCCCUUCAUCAUUGCAAACCACUACACCUCUAGCGAGCGGGCCAUCAUCGAACGAGGCUUGCAGUCCUUCCACAGUGUUUCCUGCAUCCGCUUUGUGCCUCACACCAAUCAAAGAGACUACAUUCACAUCCAGUCCCUGGAAGGGUGCUAUUCCUUCGUGGGUCGCCACCUCAAUGGCCAGACUCUGUCGCUGAAUCGCAAUGGCUGCCUCUACCACAACGCUGUCCAGCACGAGCUGCUGCACGCUCUGGGCUUCCACCACGAACAGUCCCGCUCUGACAGGGACCAGCACAUCCGCAUCCUGCUGGAGAACGUCACUCCAGGUUUUGAGUACGCCUUUAACAAGGUCAACACUCUGAACCAGGGAACCCCAUAUGACUACAACUCUGUCAUGCACUACGACAGGUAUGCCUUCUCCAAGAACAACCAGCCCACCAUGGUGGCCGUCCCCAACCCCAACACUGAGUUCGGCAAAGCCACCCAGAUGAGCCAGAACGACAUCACCAGGCUCAACAGGCUCUACAAGUGCAGAUAA